Molecule: messenger RNA, 711 nt
Organism: Cavenderia fasciculata
Lineage: Eukaryota; Evosea; Eumycetozoa; Acytosteliales; Cavenderiaceae
Gene: tbpA
Product: TATA-binding protein
Exons: 4
Coding region: 1-711 (236 amino acids)
Biological process (GO): DNA-templated transcription initiation
Molecular function (GO): DNA binding; RNA polymerase II general transcription initiation factor activity
Source: RefSeq, a predicted model, not a curated record
AUGAGUACAUCUACAACCUCUACAACAUCAACAACUAGCACUAGUAGUAGUGGUGCUUCAUUACCAUUACCACCAACUACACCUUCCAUAUCGACACAACAAGCAUCAACUAUAGAUCUUGUAAAGCACCCUUCUGGUAUUGUGCCUGUUUUACAAAAUAUUGUAUCAACUGUAAAUAUGGGAACAGAAUUAAAUUUAAAGACUAUUGCAUUGGGUGCAUUAAAUGCUGAAUAUAAUCCAAAGCGUUUUGCAGCAGUUAUUAUGCGUAUUCGUGAUCCAAAAACAACAGCUCUUAUCUUUAAGAGUGGAAAGAUGGUAUGCACUGGUGCAAAAUCAGAGGAAGCUAGUAAAUUGGCUGCUAGAAAAUAUGCUAGAAUCAUUCAAAAGUUGGACUUUCCUGCUAUCUUUAAAGACUUUAAAAUUCAAAAUAUUGUAGGAUCGUGUGAUGUUAAAUUCCCAAUUAGAUUGGAAAAUCUAAAUAAUGCUCACAAGGUUUUCACAAAUUAUGAACCAGAAAUCUUUCCAGGUUUAAUUUACAAGAUGAUUCAACCUAAAGUAGUAUUAUUGAUUUUCGUUUCUGGAAAGAUUGUACUUACAGGUGCAAAGGUUAGAGAAGAGAUUUAUGAAGCAUUUGAAAAUAUCUAUCCUGUAUUAAAUUCAUUUAGAAAACCUCAAGCAGCUUUACCUGCUCUUCCUCCUCCAGAAAAAUAA